Molecule: messenger RNA, 1764 nt
Organism: Sorex fumeus (smoky shrew)
Lineage: Eukaryota; Metazoa; Chordata; Mammalia; Eulipotyphla; Soricidae
Gene: XNDC1N
Product: XRCC1 N-terminal domain containing 1, N-terminal like
Exons: 10
Coding region: 371-1573 (400 amino acids)
Biological process (GO): single strand break repair; base-excision repair
Cellular component (GO): nucleus
Molecular function (GO): damaged DNA binding
Source: RefSeq, a predicted model, not a curated record
UAUGCAGUAAAAUAUGUGUCUUGCCUUGCACUGGAGAUCGCAUAAUGCCUUCUUGCCUCGGGCAGAGUCAUUUCUGCAGAAAUAGAGGCUUCUUGAGCUCCCAGAAUGAAUCCCCAGGCUUUGGGAGGCGGAAAAGUGAAGCUCGGGGUCAGAAGGCGUAGGUCAGAGGGAAGAAUUGGCGGGAGAACGAGGUUUUGGUAAUCACGACCUGUUGCGGCGGUGGCUCUCCGUGGCUCCUUGUUCCGGGACUGACAUGAUUUCUCUUCUGGAAGCUGACGGAUCCACACUAUAAGCAGCAUCAGAAGCAAUCUGAGAAGAAAGCAUUCAGGCUGUGUAACUGGGACAGGUGCAGGUUCCUGCUGGGCCCACCAUGGCUCCUGUGAAGAUUAGCCAUGUGGUGUCGUUUUCCUCUCAGGAUCCCAAGUACCCUGUGGAGAACUUGCUGAACCCAGACAGUCAGAGAGGACCUUGGCUCAGCUGCCCACGUGACAAAAGUGGCCAACUAAAAGUGGAAUUACAGUUGGAGAAAGCAGUGACCAUUGGCUACAUCGACGUGGGUAACUGUGGCUGUGCUUUCCUGCAAAUCGAUGUGGGCCGUUCUUCUUGGCCCCUGGACAGACCUUUUGUCACCCUGCUCCCUGCAACCAUGCUAAUGUCCCUCAUGGAUUCAAAGCAGGGGAAAAACCGCUCAGGGGUUCGCAUGUUUAAAGAUGGUGAUUUCUUGGCUUCAGCCUCGGGUGACUCCUGGGAUCGACUUCGCCUCACCUGCUCCCAGCCCUUCACGCGUCACCAGUCCUUUGGCCUGGCCUUCCUGCGGGUGUGUUCUUCACUGGACUCUUCAGAUGACCCUGUCUUGGGUCCCUCAGCCCCCGUGAGCUCUGGGCUGAGCCAGGUCUCUUCUGAAACUCAAGAGUCUGAUCCAGGCCCCUGGAUGGCCAAUCCAUCCAUCCGAAGAACAUUCUUCCCAGAUCCCCCAAAGAACACGGAGGAAAUCUCCAAGCUUAAGAAUAUGCUAAAGCAGCUGCAGCCAGGAACAUUGGGCCGGUCGGCCCACAUGGUGCUGUCGGCUGCUCGCAAAGCACCUCCAGCCAGUGCGCCAAGUCCAACAAACAACCAUGGAGAACCAGGCUCCAGUCAGACAGAGGGUGCAGAGCCCAGACCUGAGAACCAAAACCCAGAGAGCGGCAUGCGCAGGAGGGCAAAGAGACAGAAGACACCGGAGAAGCAAGCCAGCGGACUUUUCUCCGAUUCUAACCCAAGCAAGAGGAGGUCAGUAAAGACAGAUCAGAGAGAACGUCCCCGACCCCAGGCUCAAGUCAGCGCUAUCCAGGACGGGGGACAGUGCCCCAUUUGUGCAGGGUUCUUCAGCAUGGCGGUUCUCCCCCAGCAUGCAGCCACCUGUGGAGAGACUUCACCGCCGCCACGGCCCGCCUCUCCCUCCUCACCACCGUCCAUCGUGUGGGAGUGCUCCCCGGAGAGCUCACCCCUCUCCUGGACCCAGUGCCCUAUCUGCCAGAUGCUGUUCUCCACGGGAGAGAUCGAGGCACAUGCCAGCCUGUGUGGGGAGGCGUGAGCCAUGCGGGAGGCCCCUGCCCCGUGGUACUGAGAUGGGGGCAGGGGUUCUCUGGGCAGAGCCAGCCUGCCCGGCGCCUGCCCUGCUCUGCCUCCCUCAGGACUCUGCCCGCUUCCCAGUUGUCAAGGUUUCUGUCACCACGGCACCCUGUCCUCCCCCAGGCAGCGCUGGCCUUUUUCCCUACGGACCGG